Molecule: messenger RNA, 11199 nt
Organism: Antechinus flavipes (yellow-footed antechinus)
Lineage: Eukaryota; Metazoa; Chordata; Mammalia; Dasyuromorphia; Dasyuridae
Gene: EFCAB9
Product: EF-hand calcium binding domain 9
Exons: 4
Coding region: 16-627 (203 amino acids)
Biological process (GO): flagellated sperm motility; sperm capacitation
Cellular component (GO): cytoplasm; sperm principal piece
Molecular function (GO): calcium ion sensor activity
Source: RefSeq, a predicted model, not a curated record
UCAAAUAGUGACACAAUGAAAGUGAAACAAGGAACAUUUCUAUGGUAUCUCUACUUAGAUAAAAUAUAUUGUUUACUAUCUGUGAGAAACGUCAAAGCAGUGUCAGAAUAUUUCCAUAUUUUGGAUGUGCACAAACAGCACACUCUGAAUGACGUGGUCUUCUAUCAUUUUCUUCAUCAUGUGACUGACUUGAACAAGAACCAAAUUAUGAUAGUGUUUGAUAUGCUGGAUUGGGAUGCCACAGGAGAGAUCGGCUUUGAUGAAUUCUACAUGCUCAUUUGUGUCUUACUAUCACACGAGAAUCACUUGGAAGAGCGGUUUAUUUAUCGACAUUCCCGGCCUGUAUUUGAGCUGCUUGACAGAGAUGGGGAACUCAAAGUUAGGUUAAGGCAGUUCGAAGCUUUCCAAUUCCUCUUCAAUUUCAGGAAGCAGGAAAUGAAACAGAUCUUCAAGAACUUUGAUGUUACAGGUGAUGAACGUCUUAAUUACAAAGAGUUCAAGUUGUUUACUAUCUUCUGCCUUGACAAACAUCAGGAGAGGGAGAAAUUGGAGAGAAAUAAACAUCUGCUCAUGAAACAGAAAACUCUCUUUGCAAGGUGGAGAGAGGAACACAGAACCAAGAAAUGAAUGUUUUUAUUAUUAAAAAUAGAUUUGAAUAUACAAAGUCGAAAACUUGGAAUUUACUUCUUCCAUGGGAAAUUACAAGGAGGGUGAAAUCAAACGUUCAUGCAAGUAAUCAAUAUAGGCAUGUUCACAAAAUUUGGAGGUGUGACACCAGAGCAAUGUAACCCACAGGAGUCACUCAAGAUAGUACAGUACUGAUUAGAAUUAUCACCAAUUUCUCCAACUAGACAUGCCCCAGUUAUCUCCUGCUCAAUAACCUAAUCAGACACCAUCCUUACUGGAAGGCUGAAGACUGACAAGGACAAAAUGUUCCUGGUUUAUCACAGGUCAAGGGACUAUACCUUAAUUAUAAAGAUCUGAGGUUUACAUUCUUCUCAGGGUCACAUUGCUCUUUGAAAAAAAAAAAAGUCAGAUGCAUACAAAAGAAAUCCCUUUACUUUUCAGGCCCUAUUCACUCAUUUGUACUCAGCUCCUGUUUUUUAAAUUGGUUGUAUAGACACAGCUAAGUUGCCUGUGCCAGGACAUGGACCUAAGGUUCAUGAUUAAUCAUUUUUUAAAUCUAUUUUUUUUCCAUUUCAUGGGAAAAAAACAAAAACAAAAUGAAAGCCUUUUUCUUUGGUACUGGAAGGCAUCAUAAAUUUCAUUUGUUUACAUCUGCCCACCCUGCCCAAUCUUGAAGAAAGCUGUAAUCACUGGCUAAACCUGUUCUUUUAUUAUGAACAAUUUCAAGUUCUUUUAAAAAAAAAGGUUUUGGAAACUUAAAGGAUUUUCAUUAUGGAUUAGGAAUGAGGAAGAAUUAAUUUUCCUUCUCUAGCACCUAUUUUAACAUCGCACCCUCUCAUCAUGAUUUCUAAUUACCAGUGUAGCAUUUUUCAUUGAUCCGAACUGAUGUUUCAUUGACGACUUUUGCUUCUGUACGAAUAUUUACUGUUACCUUCAAAAUGAAUUUGGGGAAGAUCAAGAUUUACAGAAAUAUACUCCCAGAUCCCCUUCAUUCCAUUCCUUUAGAGUUUUGUUAUAAUGGCUGAUCACCUGGACUCCCAUGACGCCUAAUCAUUAAAGGAGUGAAUUGUGUACUUUACCCUACUAUAUAUGUAGAUGCCUCUGUGUUAAACAUGAAAAUCUCAAUUUUGAAUUUCCCCUUUUGAUAACACAGAUUUUCAUGAAAUAGAAAGUUAAUCUUUCACUAAUAACAUUCUCCUACUUCACUCAAUAAAACAUGGAAACAAAUCAUUCAUUCUCUUAAAAUUAAUCAAUCACUAAUCAUGGGAUUUAGCAUUUAGCCAAGUGAGUAGAUCAAAUAAUAAAGUUCAAAUAUCCAAAUGGAGUCACAAAGAGGCAAACAUGACUGAACAAUAAGAUACAUAUGUGUAUUGUGAAUAUAUGCAUGUAUGUAUGUACAUACACAUAAAUAUCCAGACAUUUCUAACUGUGGCAAACUACAAAAAACGCAACUCUCAUUAUGAAUAUGUAAAAGCAUCUUUUUAGUUCAAAUUAAAUUUGAGAAACUGUAUUUGAGAAGGUUGUCAAAAAGAAAACCCUUACCAGGUAGUUACUUACCAGUUACCAGGUGGUUUUCAGAAGAGACACUGUCCCUAUAAGCUGUUACAGCUGACAUUCUUGUAGUCUUCAGAAGGCUCUUAACCUUUAGAAUAAAACUAUUAGAGGUGGAACAGGUCUUGGAGAUUAACUAGGUUAAUCCUCUUUAUUUUAUAGAGAAGGCAACUGGGUCUAGAGAAGUUUAGUUUAAAUGUGCCCAAGAUGACUCAGCCAAGUAAAAAGCAUCAGAACUUCUAAUAUUGUAUUCUUCCUUGGUUGAACCACAGUUGGAGUAUUGUAUUCACUACUGGAUACAUUUUAGGAGGGACAGUCACAAGGUAAAACAUAGUCAUAAGUAGCAAUUCUGGUCUUUGUCAAGCCACAGUAAACAUAAUUUCACAUCAGUGAUAAAUGAGGAGACUACAACAGAACUGAGAUGAGAAGGGAAACCUCAGAACAUCACCAGGUCACUGCAAGUAAAAAACAAAAUCAACUUAAGGAGGAAUAAGGUUGGACCAAUCCAGAAAGGACUCCCUAGUACAGAGGGGAAUCUCAUCACCUGUAAAGUUCUUGGGUUAAUUCAGUAUUCUUUAAAAAGUUUCUAUGUGACUCAAAAAAAAAAAAAAACUUAUCAGAAUGUUGCAACAUAUUACAAAUGUAACAAAUUUUUAAAUUGUACAAUUUUAUAAAACAAUUGUUACAAUAUCUAUUGCUAUACUAUUUGCACCUUCAGGUGUCCUAUAGCAAAAUCUCAAUUUCUCCCCACUUACUCAAGUGUACAUCCAGAUGAGACAGGUAUAUUGAGGGAAUUUGAGAUUAUGCCUUAUGAGGAUUAAAGGAACUAGGAAAAUUUAGCCUGAAAAAAUCUACAAAGGACAACAUGACAAGUUUUCAAGAGUCUGAAGAGCUCUGAAGAGCUAUUAUGUGGAAAAAAGAUUAGAUGUAUUCUGCUUGCCAGAGCAAUGUGAACAAGCUGAAGAAAGGUCAAUUCAAGAUCAAUGUAAGGAAAAACUUCCUAACAAUCAGUGCUAUCCAAAAGUGGAAUGAUGCUGCUUCAGAACUUAAUGGGUUCCCUCUUACUAGAGGUAUUUGGAAGCUCUUCACUUGUUGGGGAGGGGGAGCUGUAGGGCAUAGCUAUUCAAAGAUGCACUGAACUGAAUGGCUUCUCAGGUCCCUUUCUACUCUGGGUUGUCUUUUAAAUCCAGAUUUUCUAACUUCCAAAUCUAAUUCAUCUUCCAUUGGCCUUGCAGGGGAAAGUGUGAGCUUCAGCUCUAGCUACAAACAGGAGUUCAUUACCAGGCCCUCCCAGUCAAUUUAGUUUUUUUCCCCCAAUUCCACUUGAGGAUUCAAUAGGCAAAGCCAAUAUUACAGGAUAUCUACUUCUGGGGGGUAGUACACAAUAAGAAUGUGAGAAGGAAUCUGCAACAGCUGCCAAGGAUAAUGCAACUUCAAGUAAAUAAUCUUAUGGAUAAUUAAGAUUUUUCCAAAGAUGUUAAGGAUUUCUGCUUUUAGCUGCUACAGCAAGUAACAUCUCAGGAACUAGAGCAUAAAGUAUUUAUGAGAAUAGCCACAGUAAGAUUACAAAACCAAACUGAAUCUCAUCAGGAGCUAAAUCCAAGUGAGUGCUUUAUAUGUAUGAAGAGGACCAGGUGGUUAGCUGCUUAGUAUUCCUUUUAAAUAUCCUUUUCUCCUCUACAUAGUAACAAAAAUCUCUUCAGACCUAAAGAAUGCAAGUUAUGUUCUCAGAGGAAGUAGGACUGGGCUAAGGGUGGCAGAAUUUAUUGCUGAAAGAGACGUUGGUGACCAUCUUGUCCAAUCAUCUCACAUUCCAUAGAGGCAAAAGAUGAUGAAGAUUGGAUGAUUAAACCAGGGUGACAGAGUGGUGAUAACCCAGAGUUACUGACUCCAAAACUAGGGCUUUUCAUGGACACCUUUGCCGGCAUAUUAAAGAGAAAAAAAGAGCAGCCAGAAUUUUGAUCUGCCUACAAAGUUUUCUAACCCUUUUUAAUAUGUCAUACUUAGUGAUAUAGAAAGGAGUUUUGAGGGUGGUAUCACUUAGCAGAACUUAGAAUUCACUUGGUUUUUUAGUUAAAAUAAUUACUACUUGGAAGAACGUCUACAGAAAUUCUUCAGAGAACAUAAGUGCAUGGACUGAAGGAAGGCCAGGUAUACUGGAUGAAUACCACAAUGUUUUCUCAGGUAAACCAAGAAUACUUUCAACAAUCAAGAAAUCAGAGAAAAAUCAUGACUAUCUCCCUUCCUGUAGCAGUGGAAGGGCAAAAUAUCCCUGAGACACAAUUGAUUACACUUUCAAACUUUUAAGUUAAAUGGGUCAGACUAGUGACAUUAAAUAUUCAAGGAUUCUGUGGACCUCACAAAAAUGUUAUGAAACUUUUGUCCUACAGCAUCCUAUGGCUUCUAAUAUUGGACAUUUAAACCAAAUGGAUAUAAGGAAAGACUUUGGCUGAUUUUGAGAACAGAUUCUCUUGUCACUUUUUCAAUUAACAAAGCCAUGGUGUAUAGCGCUAAGGUCCACAUAAGAAGCCAUACAACUGACAGUCAGUCUCUGGACUUAGGUUCUCCUGUCUCCAAAUCUAAUCUUCCAGUAAAGCCUGAUAAAAUAGGAGCUAGUCCCCAACUAAAAAAAGACCCUGGACAUUUAGAUACAAGACUGACCUAAACUAGAUUAUAGAUCUGGGGACUACAAUAUCGGUAGUGAUCAGCAUUCAGGUCUAUCUGGCUCAAGUAACAAGAGUGAUGUUUUCCAGUCUUUUUUUUCAUGUCAUUCAUAAGGUUUUCCAUAUGAGAAAAUCAUUCCAAAGUGAAGUCUAGUCUUUGCAACAAAGAGAAUUAAAAGUCUAAUGAAACACUAAUGUCAAAAAGUUCUUAGUCAUAGUGGAACAAGAAAGCAUGAUUACUACUUUUUAUAUUGCUCUUUUCUUACUAUUGCCUCCCAUAGUACUGUUAGUGUUUGGGGGGGCUGAAAGAGGGGAGGGGAGCCUUAAAAAUUUGUUCAGACAUGUAUUAGCUUGCUCACUAUCCUCUCCAUAAUCCAACCUCCCAAAUCAAAAACUAAAAUUGGUUAUCUUACAAUACAAUAUACAACAUAAAAUAUUGCUUAACACAGAUUAAUAUAUAUUCUAGAUAGAAAUUUAUAAUCCUAGACAUUAUGUUCAAUACAAUGUGAAAUAUCUGUAACAUUGCCCUUAAAGAAUACUUAGAAUACUAUAAUGAAUUAUACUUAAGAGACAUACAUUCUUAGCAGCCCAAACUUUAUGUUUGUUAUGUUAUGUAUCUUACCCUGCAAAUCACCCCAAGGUAGCACUAUAAAGCUCCAAUCAAAAAUUCAUAAACAAAAACCCUAAGACUUGGGUUCUCCUAGGCUGCUGAAGGUCUUCUUCAACUCAUAGUAUCACACAUUUAGAGCUGGACCAUCGGAGUCAUCUAGUCUCACCUCUUUACAUUAAAGAUGAAAAAAAUGAGUCCUAGGGAAGUGCUUUUUCAGGGAUUUAAAUCCAGGUCCUUUGACACCAAGUUCAGCAGUCCUGCAAAUGCCCCAAAAUUUGGGAAAGGACUGUCACAAGUCUAUUAGUACUGCUAUAAUCAAAUGUCACUUAGGACACAUAGCUGGAGAAGGGCUAUCAAAACAAGAAAGUUGGUCUGUCACAGUACUCAAAGAGAUUCUUCACAAAAGUCUUUAAAUAAGCCCACUUUCACUUUCAUGCUAUUGCUGCCACAUCUCAGAUCUUCCCCACCACCCAAGAACAUUGGCAGAAGACGAGGCUACCAUGAGAAAAAUCGCAAAAAUGCUUUCCUUUCCAGUGCCCUGAGUGGGGCCCAUAAUCAAUGAAACUGAUUGAUUAAGCUCCAAUUACAAUUACUAUUACAAAGUAACUGCUACUUAAACACACUUAAGGCAGAGCAUCUUUUCAAAAUGUCAGAAGAAAAAAAAGAUGAGCAAAUAAUUCCUAGUUUUUAUUUUGGCAAAAAUAAUGAUAAGCUACAUAAACAGAAGUGUCCUUUCUUUUCUGGAAUUAUUAGGUACCUUCUUAUUAGGAAACAGUGUUGUCUAGGAAAGGGUUUGAGAAUAUAUUGCUAACAAAAAGGCUUCUCCUUUAAGUUUGUCAAUGCUCCUUAAUGCACUUUUCUAAGCACUAGAUUUCAAACAUAUAUAAAACCAAAACUCAUCUUUAAAAACCCAAUUAGCCUAUACUAGCAAUGUGUACUGGAGUCUGAAAUUUUUUUAGAGAAAAGUCAUCCAACUUAAUCUACCUCAGCUUUUCUUGAAGUUUUUUUUUAGCUGCAUUAUGAAAACCUUAAGAAUUUAUAAGAUUUCUAAGGAUAUUCUUCAAUUUUGCUCUCCACACUUCAGAAGGACAGUUGGCUAAUCCUUCAGAUUAUAUAUAUAGUCAAGUUUAGUGCCUCGCCCAGCAAUAUACACAAAAAGGCACUUAAAACAUUUCUGUAAUAUGGUGAUGCUCUGUAUAACUAGGAGGUAGAUAAUUAUUUGCAGCUCUUCACUGUUAGUAUUUUCCUCUACAAAUUACAACCUCCCAUCCCAUACCAUGCUGACUUAGAUGAUCUUUGGAAGUCAAAAAUGUAUUGCUCUGUGGUCAAUCUGGCAACGACUCUCUCCAAAUUUAGCUAAACUCACUCUCAAGACAACAAACACAUAGUCUACCACCAAGUUAGCUUCAUAGGGUUAUUCAGAGAUUGUUUCAUAUGUAGUGGCACAUGGAUCUACAGAACAUUGGAUUUGGAGUCAGAAAUAACUGCAUUUGAAUCCUGCUGUAUUCAUUUAUUUGCUCAGUAUUGAGCAAAUCACAUAACCUCUUAAUCUGUUUAUUCAUAUAUAAAAUUAAGAUAAUCAUAGCACCCAUCUCACUGAGUAGUUGGGAAGAUCAAAUGAGAUUAACUAUUAUUACAGCCAUUAAGAAUAUAUGACAAUAAUUAUGGUUAAAAUCUGUUGUUCAUUUGCACAAAAACAAAAUAAUUUGAAAAGCUUGUAUGUACCUAAAAUGCCUUAGCCCAAGAAACAAGGGGUUUAUUAUUUAUUGGAGUGGAUGAAUAGAAGAUAAGAUUGUAGGGGACAGUUACAUAUCUAGGAUCUCACUCAAAUCUCCGGUAUUCUUUAAUUAAUUACUGAAUUUUUUAUUCAAACUCUGCUUCUGUUGACUGUUAUAGGGGGUUAAGUUUGGGAAGGAGACAGCAAAAAAGCAACAUAUUAUUAGAAAUGCAUGAAUUUGGUGAAAUAGCAGAUAAAGGAGAGAAUCAAAAGCCAGAGAGGGCAUAUGCCCCAUCUCUGACACCUCACUGCAUCAAUACUGGCAAAUUGUUCAACCAACUUCAGACAAUUCUUUAAAUCUUAGACAGGUUAUAAUCUAUUGGUUUUGAGAAAAUUCCCACAUCAACAAAAUAACAGGUCUUUGAAAAAUUAACAUAUGUUGAUGAACUAUUAUCACCUGAAGACUUAGCUAUGCAUGUUAAAAUUUUUAUUUUGUAACAAAAACUUGAGAGUCUUUCAAGAGUUCGAGAAACCUCAGCUAUCUAGUCCAACUUGUAUCUGAGAAAAAAAUCCUUCUCUAUACACAUUUCCAAUAUAAGGUCAUCCAGUCUCUCAUAUUCCCAAGGCAACUCUUUCUACUUUUAGACAAUUCUAGUCUCUAUUUCUCUGUGCUGAGUUGAAAUAAGCUUCUAUAACCCCCACCCCAAGAAUAAAAGCAAAACUGAUACCCAGGGAGCUUCUGCAAAGAUCAGAGAACCAGAAAGUCAAGGGAUUCAGAAAUUAUAAAAGAAAUUGGAUAUUACCAAUUCAAGAAGGUAUUUAAGAAAUAUGAGCAGACAUGUUUAAGGUCCUAAAAUACUUUAUUUAUGUAUAAUCCUCAUUUCAGCAAAACCUUGCAAACUAGGAAAAGGCACCACUUGCUUAAGAUUUUUUAUAUCACAGGAUCAUAAGUUUAGAAUCUAAAAUGCAUUUAAGGGAUAAUUUCAAUUGUUUUCUCAGUUUAGAGAAUUGAAAACUAAAAUGCCUAGAAAGUUAAUGAUUUGUCCCAGCCCAAACGUAAUAAAAGGCAGAACCAGAUUUCAAUUUCAGUUCUUUUGACUCCAAAUCUAAUGUUCUAUUAGUACAUUAUACUGCUCUCAACUAUUACUGCUGGGUGAUCUACAAUUCUGAUAGGUAUGGGAAAAUGCAAAAGUGAUGUAAAAUAACAGAACAGCUAGUAUAAGGAAGAAGCAGGUGUGUGUCUUAUACCUGUUAAGGAAAAUACUACACAAAUAGUACAUACAGCUGGUGAGAAUACUAAUUUUCUUAUUACCAAGAAUGGUUUUGCUUCUCUGAAGGUUUUGCUUGAAAUUUUGCAAUAUUUAUGAAUUUUGCAAAAUUCCUAGCUAGUUUCUGGCACGGAGAGAAAAGAUUUAAAAUUUUAAUUCAUUUUCCGGUCCUACACAAGAAAUAUUCCAAAGAUUUUUUGGACUAAAGCUGUGAUUUCAUUGGUUCAGGAACUUCUAUUAAGGAAACUCUCAUCAGCCUUUACAGAAUUUCCCAGGGCAGAGUUAGUAGUAUGUGUCAAGAGACUCAAACAUAAGUCUUGAUGACUGCAAAGCUAAAUCUUUAAUCACUAUGCCUCACUGCCUAUCAGCAGGAUAAAAUUUCAAAAAUGAAUUUCAUUUAAAGUAUGAUAUUCAAAAGAAAAAUGGUAUUGUAUUUAAAAAGUGAAACCAAGACAAAUUAUACACUUAGAACACAAAAGAUGAUACAAAAUUACAAGUGCCCAAGUCUGAAUUGGUCUGAAUACCCUAAUUCUGAUAAAGAAUUUAUUAUUUUUACGUACUAAGAUUUUCAAGAAGAAAAACAUCUCAUUAGAAUGAGGCAGACAACCCUUAAAAAAAAACCCAUAAUGGCAACAACAACAACAAAACAAAAACUGAUUAAAAGCUCUUAGUUACCUGCCAAGACAAACGGACAUUUUUUUUAAAGUAAAAAAAACCUACAUGCAAGGCUUGAUCCAAUAUUAGAAUAGUCUACUUACAAUUAAACAGCACCAAAAUUUUCCCAGCCAGGUUGUUUUAAUCAUACCCAAAGAACUGUUAUUCAAUAUUUAAGUUCCUUUCAAACAAAACAAAAUCCACAAGAGAACUUGCAAUCAACUUGCAAUCCCUCGAGAGAAAAAUUACUUUUACCUACUGUCAUGAAUGACUUAAAAAAAAAAUGUACUUAAGUGCAAUACAACUGAACUUCUUUCUCCCAACCACAAGGACUAAGGGAUAUUGAAGUUCCCAGUGACAUGCAAAUGAACAAAUAGGAUGCAUUCUUUGAUUGUAAAAGUGUUAAUCAAGUAACAGAAUGUUGGACUCCAUUUCCCACUGCCUAACAACUACUGUUGAAAAUAAUGCUUCAAACUUCUCUUGAAUUCCAGGCUUUGAGAAGACCUGAGAGAACUGUAGCCACAAUCUUAAGGCAAUUAAAUAAAAGAGAGAUCUGAAAUUAGUUCAUCUUUUUUAAAGAAACAUGCUACAAAUAAGUUAUAGCUAUCUCCUGUCUAGUUAUCCUAUUAUUUUAAACACUAUUUUCAGUGUAAAUUAAAAUUAAUUUCCAUUUUUGUUGUUAAAAUUAAUAAAGCUUACCAUCUGAAUUGACUGAAAUUUUGACUUUUUAUCUCCAGACUGAAAUCAACAAAAGGAUUUUCCUUCCUUUAUUCUUUUGGGAGGAGCACAGAGUUGAAGUAACAUGGGAUGUUGCCUAAUUGUAUUUUGGCUCCUUUCCCAUUUGCAGAAUUAGUAAACCCAUAAUCUCAAUUUAUGGCAGUUUAAACUGAGGCCAGAAUAUACUUCAUAGAGUGAACCAAAAGCCUUUUUGGUCCCUAGUUAUUUCCCAGGUAUUUCCUUAUAUAUACAUUAUACAAGAAAGUCCAAUGAAGGAAAAUUAUCGUCCAGCAUGAUGGAAAUAAUGACUAAUGAAUUAGGAAAAAGUCAAGAAAAGCAUGCAAUGUCUAGUAUAUGAAGCAAUGAAUCAAUGAACUGUUUUUAGUGUUGGUGUUUAAAUGAUGUCAGGAAAUCUUUUACACUGAUAGGUUAAAAUAAGGAAAAUGCUUUGUAAAUUGUCAAGCACUAUAGAAAUGUAAGAUAUUUGAUGACUAGAAUGAAAACAGGCACAAUUCUCCUCCUAGGCACAAAUAAAAUGGGCAUUCCUUACAUUCUUCAUGCAAGGAAGAGGGAGAAGGGAAGAAUCAUUCCAUCCUCCUGUGAGGACAUCUGGUUUCACUGUUCCCAUGCAGCCCUAAAAUGGAGUCUGAGUCAGGGUCCACAAAAGAAUGACUGGUUAGCCCUAUGCUAUUCUCUUUCUCAACAAAGAUGCCCCUUGACAUUGUUCUGCAGGGAAAAACCCAUACACUUAUUCCAAAACAGUUGUGCAUUUGAAGCACAACCUGCCAUCAUGACAACUGGCUUGUGUUUUUUUCUCCCCUAGUCAGGAGUAGUUUUAGAGAACAGGCCUUCUGAAGCUAAAAAUGGAAACAGGGGUCAAUAAUUCAGUAGACAUUUCCAGAGGCAGGAAGACAAAAGAACUGUGAAUCAAGUACAAUAUAAGAGAUUUUACUGUAUUUACUAAAUUAUUGCCUAGUGCUCCAGAAGUCAAUAACAGCAUAAGCCUGCCUACCACCAGCUUGAUAAAAGGUACCAAAAUUAGUUGGUAUGAACAUAAAAAAAUUUCAACAUACAGAAAAGGGAAAGCAAUGCUGAAACACAAUGCUAGGAACGAUUUUUCCCAUUUUUUCCCUUGAUGGAUGAGUUUUGAAUAACAGUAGUUAAAAUCAAAAAACAUAAAUACUGCACUUUUGUUGCCAUAGAAAAAAAGCUGCAUUUGGAGGCAUAGUAUGCAGUAGAAAUUUUUUUGAAAUAGUCUAAUUUGGUUUGUUUACAAAAACUUAUUCUAAAUUCAAAAGGUGCUGUUCUUCAUGGAUGGCUGCUUUAUUCAUUGUUCAAAUCAUUUAAACAUAGCCAUUUAUGUUGGAUUUCUGGUUUUUUUUUUUUUUUUUU